CUCUUACUGGGCUUUGCUAGGGUUAGUGUUAGUGAGGUCUUGCUGGGCACCUCUGCAUGGCAUGAUGCUCCCUUCUUAAAUUGCAUUGGUCUCUGUCUGAGCCCUGCUUUUUCUUCUUCUCCUCUUCCACAUUCUUCCAUCCCACAGACCACUUGUUGCUCCGUUCAGCGUGCACCGACUCUUCUUCUUCUUUUCCUCCCAGUCAAGUCUCUUACUCUCGACUGCCGCAAGGUAACCCGAGAGUAGAGACACUUCAACUCCGGCAAUCUGGACUUUGACGCCCGAGUCCCCAUCCCCGUCAGUGUCUUCCCGUCUACGUACAGGAGUGACGCACAAGCUUCUACAGAAACCACCGUCACCAAGGUAGAAGCCGACUUUCAACAACCCUCGCGCGUCGGACGGGAAGAUACUCGAUUCUCUCGGGAAGAGGUUGACAUCACUACCAGAGAAUCUAACCGUCCACGCCGCGAGCACACUACUCAACGAGAAGACCUCCGUAUCUACGAAGAGCGUGACCGAAGACAUCCUGAGAUCGAACUCACCCGAGAAAAGUACCGCGGACCCGCCGAAUAUACCCGCAACGCCAACGUCGAUCUAGACAUCGACCGCCGCGACACUCGAGACCACAUCGAAGUCGACGUCGACCGCCACCAGCACCAAACAUACGACAGCCGCGCUUUUGAGACACAACUCGACAUCACCGAACGAGACUACCGCCGCCGCCUCGAUCCAAAUUACGACAUUGAAUACGAGCGUCGUCGGCCCCUGCAAGCAGACGCAGACAUCACCAUCCAAAAGGAACAAGUCACAACCGAGACACGAGACAAGAUGGGUUACUACGACGAUGAAGGACAAUACCACUCGUUCCGCCGCGGCGUCGAGCGUGCUGCAGACCGCGUCCUGCACCCAUUCUCGCACGGCCACCAUGGCGACCGAGUCGAGCGAGACGAAGUGGUGAUUACCGAGCGCGACAGCGGCUCCAGUGGUGCAGGGCCAGUGCGUGUGCGUGAUGGCGCGAUCGAGCAGGUCCGCUACGUGGAGCCACGGUUCGGCAGCAAGGGCGUGCCCAUCCAGUGCCAUUUCAUCCGCGUUGGGGACAUCUUGCUGCUCCAGGGCCGACCGUCGCAGGUCAUUCGUAUCAGCAUGAGCAGCCAGACAGGUCAGUACAGAUACCUCGGUGUCGACCUCUUCACGAGGCAAUUGCAUGAGGAGAGCAGUUUCAUCAGCAACCCAGCGCCAAGUGUGGUUGUCCAGACGAUGCUGGGACCGGUGUUCAAGCAGUACCGCGUCCUGGACAUCAGGGAGGAUGGACUGAUUGUUGCGAUGACGGAGACGGGCGAUGUCAAGCAGGGACUGCCUGUGGUUGAUCAGGGAGGAUUGUUCAGACGGAUUGAGCGUGCAUUUGGAGAGGGUAGAGGCAGUGUGAGAGUCUUGGUCAUCAAUGACGGUGGGCGGGAGAUCGUGGUGGAUAUGAAGAUCAUUCAUGGUAGCAGACUGUAGAUGGCUUGAAGGAGACCAGAGUUGUUCAAAGGGUGGUGGAUGGCAUGGCUGAUCCGAAGGAGUGUGGUAGAGUAGGUGGUAAUAAACAUGUAGGAUGGGAUGGGAUGGUGUUGGUUACACUCAGAUAUGCAUUUCCUCACUAUUCACGCAGGCUCUACUCCGUAUUGAAUGUGUAUUUGCGGGCCUUUAUGACAAAGUCUUGCCCAUGAUUUUCCUUGAAGGUUAGUGGUGGUUCGGAAAAUCCCC
Exophiala xenobiotica is the source of this 1746-nucleotide messenger RNA. Its product is annotated as woronin body major protein. The coding region runs from base 829 to 1500 and encodes 223 amino acids. The record is from RefSeq and is a predicted model, not a curated record. Lineage: Eukaryota; Fungi; Ascomycota; Eurotiomycetes; Chaetothyriales; Herpotrichiellaceae. Gene Ontology annotation, molecular function: RNA binding; translation elongation factor activity; ribosome binding. The transcript is spliced from 2 exons. Gene Ontology annotation, biological process: positive regulation of translational termination; positive regulation of translational elongation.